Rotaria sp. Silwood2 is the source of this 495-nucleotide messenger RNA. NCBI's taxonomy places the organism in Eukaryota, Metazoa, Rotifera, Eurotatoria, Philodinida, Philodinidae. The record is from the annotation of a GenBank genome assembly.
AUGUCGAUAAACUAUUUUACACAUGCAUUUGGUAUCAUACAUCUUAUACGUUUUAUAUGUUUAAUAAUUUUAUUAAUAUUUGCUGAAUUCAAAAUUUCUUCUUGUAGUUCAUCAUUAAAUGAAUUUCUUGGUUUUAAUCAUCAAUCAAUAUUAUUUUAUUAUAUUUUAAUAUGGAUAUCAUUGACAUUUGAAAUUUAUUUUCUUAUAAAUCGUUUAUUUGGUUCAAUAAAUCUUCAAGCAAAACAAACUACUUUUAUUUUAUAUAUAUGUUUAUCAUGUUCUUAUCUUCUUGCUUCAUGUUUUACAUUAUAUGCAAUUAUUAAUUAUACACAUGGUCAUGUUAUAACACAACAUGAUUUUAGUGAUCCAUCAUUAAAAAUUAUUUUUAUUACAUAUGAUUGUAAUUUAUUACGUUUAAUUGGUAUUAUAUUUGGUUUUUUAAUUAGUACACUUUAUUUCAUUGCUGUUAUACUAAUUUAUCAUUUAAAAGAUUGA